Molecule: messenger RNA, 1362 nt
Organism: Pyrus x bretschneideri (Chinese white pear)
Lineage: Eukaryota; Viridiplantae; Streptophyta; Magnoliopsida; Rosales; Rosaceae
Product: DEAD-box ATP-dependent RNA helicase 27-like
Exons: 6
Coding region: 66-671 (201 amino acids)
Biological process (GO): maturation of LSU-rRNA from tricistronic rRNA transcript (SSU-rRNA, 5.8S rRNA, LSU-rRNA)
Cellular component (GO): nucleolus
Source: RefSeq, a predicted model, not a curated record
UAUAGGUCACAGUAGACUAUUGUAAUGUGGCUAGUUCGCAAAGAAUAGCUCUCCUAUAUUCUUUUAUGGGGAAGCAUCAGUAUACGAAAGGGAUAGUCUUCUUCAGUUCUUGUGACUCAGUCAAAUUCCACUCUGACCUUCUUCGAUCCCUUAAUGCGAAUUGCUUUGGUGUCCAUGAAAAGCAAACGCAGCAGGAGAGGACAACUACUUUUUUUGACUUCUGCAAAGCAGAGAAAGGGUUCUUACUUUGUACUAACGUUGCUGCAUGUGGACUGGAUAUUCCUGCAGUGGACUGGAUUUUGCAGUUUGAUCCUCCAGAUGACCUCAUGGAAUACCUACGCGGUGUUGUUCGAAGAGCUCGAGGGGAAUGCGAAGUAGGAAAGGAAUUCCUUUUCCUCAUUCCUGAAGAGAUGCGAAUUAUACGCUUUUUGGAGGCCGCCAAUAUCUUCCUUCGAUCUCGGGUAUUUAAGGUGAAUAGAAAAGUGCAGGCUCAACUGGAGAAGACGGUUGGGGACAACUACCACCUGCGCAAAUCAGCAAAAGAAGCGUAUGAAUCGUAUCUAAUAGCAUAUAAUUCACACUCCAUGAAGGACUAUUUUAAUUUCGACCGGCUCGAUUUGCAGGGCGUUGCAGCUUCGUUUUGCGUUUCGAUACGCACACGCCAGAGGUGAAUUUCAAGUUAGACGGUAGUGCAUUAGAGUUGAGGAAGAAAUGCUCAAAAGUAGAAGGGAAAUUGAAAUGGAUUCGAUGAGACUCAACAUAUACAUCUCUAUCAAAUAUUCUUCAAAUAACUAUUUUAGCUUUCCUCCAGAACUUACAAAUAUUUUUAUCAUAUAUCAAAUUUAAUUUUCAUUUAUUCUUUGUGACUAUGACCCAUAUGGUUGAAGUUAGGAUGAUUAGUACAGCAGUCAUCCAAACAAUCCAAACAAUAAAUGAAUGAAGAAGGCGAUCAUGUUAUUUGGCUGUUGUAAGGAAGAAAACUAUGCCUAACGUAUAAAAAUGAGUAAUGCUAGGAAGACCAAAUGUUUACAAUAAAUUCUGUAAACCAAAUGACGUAGUUGUUAAUUGAAUUAUAAGUGUUGAUUAUGUGUUUAUUUUCUAUUAGUGAGCAUUCUCCAACGUUUAAGUGGAGUAGUAGAACUCAAUAUUAGUUGAGUGGAGAUAUUGGAGAAUAUUAAAAAUUUGGGCUACAUCAAGCAUAGGUAAGUUGUAUUCCACAUGCUGGAAUACAAAAGUUUAUGCAACACUUUGCACGAAGAGGUUUAGCAAUGGUUAUCCUAACGUUGAUUGUAGUAUCAGUUAUCAGUUUUAUCAUUGACAGUGGCUUAUCUUUAGAGUUUUCUUAACAUUUGUUGUUUGCAG